AUGGAUCCUUUCUCCAUUAUAGUUGGAACUGUCGGCCUGGCAGAUGUCUCCAUCCGUGUCAUCUCCUAUCUCGGCUCCCUUAAAAGCGCAACCUCCAAAAUCCAGGACGAAAUCACCAUUCUGGGGCAAGAAAUUGAAGCUCUCGUUGCUGUAAAUGACUCAGUUGAGGACUUCUGGCAUUCAAGACAUGACUUGAAUGGCUUUGACGCGCCAGUCAACGAUGGAUCUCAUGCUAGUAAUGUUUGGAAAAAUCUGGCAUCGCUUUUGCAGCAAAGCAAAAUGACCAUUGAGCAGCUUGAAAUAUUACUCAAGGAGGUCGUCGGCAAGAAAAGCACCCUCGUAGCUGGCAAGCUCGACGGCCUUAGAAAAACGAUUCGGAGACAGGAUCGAGACGGCGAAUAUAUGCAAAUACGACAGCGCCUCGCCAAUAACCAAGCCGGUAUGCAGAUGUUGCUGAGCGCUCUUAACCUCUCCUACACGCUCAAAUCGCACUCAGCAGCGGAUCGUUCUGUGGAUACCCUACCGGAGAACUUGCAGCAUCAAAACAAUAAGCUCGCAAUAAGAAUUAAAAACCUUCGCCGGAUUCUCCAAAGCUCAACCGAUCCAGACAACCUCCACGAUUCCCUCAUUUCUGCGGAUGCAGUGGCAUCGCUCAUUAGGUUUAACAAGCAUUUCGACAUGCCUCAGACAGUUAGCAGUUAUUAUACUGGCCGACAGAAGCAGUUGAAUCUACUUAAAUCAACCCUUGACGUCGUCAACUCUCGCGACCCUCAAGAUCACCAAAAGCGCUUCGUCAUUUAUGGCCUUGGAGGCUCUGGAAAAACACAAUUCUGUUGCAAAUUUGCUCAGGACAACAGGGAACAUUUCUGGGGUGUCUUUUGGAUCGACGGGAGCUCGUAUGAAAAUGCCAAACACUCCUUCGCAGGAAUUGCCAAAAUUGGUGGUGUCGAACCCAACGAAAACGCGGCAAAGAACUGGUUUUCCAGUUUACAGUAUCCUUGGUUACUUCUCAUCGAUAAUGCCGAUGACCCCGAGAUUGACGUGAUGCGUUACUUUCCGAGCGGAGAGAGAGGCGUGAUCCUCAUCACCACUAGGAACCCUGCAAACAAGGGAUAUGGAACGGACGGUUCUCGCUUCUUUCAUUUUGAUAAGUUGGAGACUGAAGAGGCUAGUGACCUCCUUUUGGCGGCUGCCGCAUGCUCGCGUCCAUGGGGAGUAUCAACGAGGUCCUACGCCGCUCGAGCAGCUGAAAUCCUAGGAUAUUUGCCUCUUGCGCUCAUUCACGCUGGAAAGGCUAUCUUGGAAAAGCUGUGUUCUCUAAGUGACUAUCCUGAGUACUACGAGCGAACGUGGAAUAAAAUCCGCCGGUCUCGAAGUCGGAGUCCCUCUCGUGGUCAGGAUGAUAAGCGUGCGUUGAAUAUGAGUGUGUAUUCUUCAUAUGAGAUGAUAUAUCUUGGCCUCGAAAGCAAAAACAACGACCAAUCCAGAGAUGCCCUUGAACUGUUGAAGACCUUCUCGUUCUUCUACUGGGAGAACAUUGAGUUCGAUCUCCUAAAAAAUGCGGCUUCGAACCCUCGGCGAGAACGGGAAGAUGCACGUGCUAAGCAGCGUGUGGCAAAACCAGUACCGAUAAAUUCAAGACCCAAGACAUGGGGGAAAAUAUUUCAUGACUGGGCCGCUACAGUGAUAGAGCCCCUUACGAGACCAAGUAUCAUCCUGCCUGCUGUCCUGCGUGACGAGGACGACGACCCGUUUGAUGAAGACCGGCUGCGCAGUGCUUUGUCUCUUCUGGUUCGCCUUGGCAUGCUGACACUUCAUGAUGAAAACAAUAGCUAUUGGAUGCAUCCAUUGGUCCAUACCUGGGUGCGACAAAGACCUGAAACCAGUACGGCAGAGCAAGCCGUUUGGUGUCAAGCAGCAGCCACGAUAUUGGCACAAUCGAUCUUUUUCCAAGCCCCACGUGCAUAUACGGCCCAGGAUGAGAAGUCAAAGAGGGAAAUAUAUCCACACGUGGAAAAUGUUCGCAAGUUACAGGCAGAUAUCAAGCAACGUUUUGAAGAAAACCAGAGGGCUCCUCAUUGGCUCUGGCCAUUAAGAUGGCUGGCGCCUCAGCCAGGCUUUGGGAGGCUGCAGGCGACUGAAUAUGCGAAAUUCAGCUUGGUUUACCUUCACUGUGGGUACUGGUCCAAGGCAGAAGAACUUCAGCUUCAAGUAAAGGACUAUUUGUUCGCAAAGCUAGGUCCUGAGUCCGAGUAUAGCAUCGCUAUUGCUUUCUUACUGUCCAAGAACUAUGUUUGGCAGACACGGAAUAACGAAGCUAGAGUGCUACAAUAUGAAGUCCUGGAGUCCGCCAAAAAGCUAUAUGGACCAAAGCACCCUACAACUUUACAGAUCAUGGAUACCCUUGGUGCUACAUGUAUCUUGGGAAGUAGGUACCGAGAAGCCAAUCGGCUGCACCAAGAAGUUAUCGAAAGUCUAUCGAAGUUGGAAGGGUUCGGUCCCGAGCACGAAGAUACAUGGACCGCCGUGGAUAAUCUUUCCAAGGUCAAGCUUCGCUAUUUUGAGCAUGAAGCGGCAGUUGAUCUGCAGCGGCAAGCAUACGAGGGGAUGCUAAAGCGAUUGGGUCCUACGCAUGAGAAAACCUUAGAGGCGAAAGACAAUCUUGCGGCUAUCUAUGGAUUUAUCGGCGAGGAGUAUCUUCCGCUUGCUCUUCAAAUGAGUGAAGAUGUUACAUUGAUUCGAAAAGACACACUGGGACAUGAACACCCUCUUACACUAAAAUCCACGUUGACGGUCGCAAAGAUCAAGACUGCUAUGAAUCAAUUCAAAGAGGCGGAAGAAAUCUUCCUAGAAGGGUUGCCCAUUGCUAAGAGAAACUUGGGUGAAAAUCACCUAGGAACUCUCACAGCUCGCACCUGGCUUGGGCAUCUUUACUGGCGGCAAGAACGGUAUUCCGAGGCGCAGGAGAUAUGGGAAGAUAUAAUUACAAAGCAAACAUUUGAACAGACAAAACGUGCAGAUGGGGGACAUGGGGAUCGGGUUCAAGCAAUGUGGUUUUUAGUCCACUGCUAUGAGGACCAGGGAAAAAUCGAAGAUGCCCUGAAUAUGACGGAGGAUUUGAUUCAGAUUGUUAGCAACUUUGGCGGAGAAGGGCUAGGACAGCAGCACAAACUCUGGAUAUCUUUGAAUGAAAAGAAAGAGGAAAUACUGAAGGUCAAGGAGGAGGGUCGGGAUCAUAUUGUUGCUGAUAGCGCAGGUGUCUCAUCCAGUGGCUUGUCAACAUCUUCGGCAAUACCACCCAAGAAAGUGGUCAAAGACUUUACUUUCUAA
Messenger RNA from Penicillium expansum, 3330 nucleotides. RefSeq names its product Tetratricopeptide-like helical. Gene Ontology annotation, molecular function: protein binding. NCBI's taxonomy places the organism in Eukaryota, Fungi, Ascomycota, Eurotiomycetes, Eurotiales, Aspergillaceae. The transcript is spliced from 5 exons. The coding region runs from base 1 to 3330 and encodes 1109 amino acids. The record is from RefSeq and is a predicted model, not a curated record.